Amaranthus tricolor (Joseph's coat) is the source of this 2027-nucleotide messenger RNA. Its product is annotated as NASP-related protein sim3. Gene Ontology annotation, molecular function: histone binding. Gene Ontology annotation, cellular component: nucleoplasm. The transcript has 6 exons. Lineage: Eukaryota; Viridiplantae; Streptophyta; Magnoliopsida; Caryophyllales; Amaranthaceae. Gene Ontology annotation, biological process: DNA replication-dependent chromatin assembly; CENP-A containing chromatin assembly. Bases 217 to 1641 code for a protein of 474 amino acids. The record is from RefSeq and is a predicted model, not a curated record.
AACCAAACUAAUUGAAGUCAUCUGCUUAAUACAUCUAAACCGACUCGAAAUAAAAAAGAAAUUAAAAAGCAGGGCGUUGCUAAUUAAAUUUAUUUCUUGUUCUGUUUUUCCGCCACAACACCACCUCAUAAUUCCUACGGGUUUUCCAUUUUCACCUCCCUGAAAAUUCUUCCCUCUCCCUCCUUUACUCUACUUCCUUUCUAAUUCCCCAUUCCCAUGGUGGCUGAACAAUCGCCAACCCAGAAUUCCUCAUCAACAAUUGAGGAAAACGGGGGUAAUUUAAACCCUGAUCCUUCCGAAACGACAAACGAGGCUACAAUCCAGUCAAAUGCGCCGGAACAGUCUGAAUCCUCCAUUAAAAACAUUGAAUCCUCCGAAAUCUCAACCGUGACUGAUCAUGCGAAGUCUCUGGAAUUCUCUGAUGAACUAAUGGAGAAAGGAAACUUGGCGUUUAAAGAAGGUGACUUCCCUGAAGCAGCGGAGUUGUUUAGUCGUGCCCUAGAAAUCAGGGUUGCUCAUUAUGGUGAGCUUGCACCUGAAUGCAUUAAAUCAUACUACAAAUAUGGUAUAGCAUUGCUGAACAAAGCACAGGAGGAGGCUGAUCCCUUGGGAGCUAUGCCUAAGAAGGAUGCAGAAUCUCGGCAAGGUUCUUUUAAGAGAGAAUCUGCAAAGAACUCUGUCGAUGCUGAAUCAUCUAUCGCCUCUGUAUCAAGUAAUGUUGAGCAUUCUGCAAGUUCAAAUCAGCAGCAGAGCACAGAUGACGUUCCCGACAAGGAUGAGGGAGAUGAAGAAAGCGAUACAGAGGAACUUGCUGAAGCAGAGGAGGAUGAAUCUGACUUGGACUUGGCUUGGAAAAUGCUUGAUCUUGCUAGGGCCAUAUCAGAAAAGCACUCUAGGGAGACAAUAGACAUGGUUGAUAUAUUGUCAGCUCUAGCUGAAGUUUCCCUUGAAAGAGAGGAUAUUGAGACAUCUCUCAGUGAUUAUGAGAAAGCGCUUACGAUCCUGGAGAGCGUGGUUGAACCAGACAGUCGUUACAUUGCUGAAUUAAACUUUCGCAUCUGCCUUUGCCUAGAGGUUGGCUCCAGGGCUCAAGAAGCCAUUCCAUAUUGUGAGAAGGCUAUAUACAUCUGUAAAUCAAGGAUGCAGCGCCUGUUAAAUGAACUGAAAGGCAUGCCUGGAUUGACUACCUCAGCUUCUUAUGAUUCAGGUGAAGGUCUCAGUCAUUCUUCCAUCGAGUCCAAAUCUGAAAAUUCUGCUUCUGAUAAACAAGCAGAGAUUCAAACACUAAAGACGCUCUCCAGUGAUCUAGAGAAGAAGCUUGAAGAUCUGCAGCAAUUGGUGUCAAACCCAACAUCUAUCCUGACCGAUAUACUGGGAUUGGCAGUAGCAAAAUCAAAGGCUAAUGAACAGGCCUCUGCUUCAGCAGGAGCAAGUUCAUCGCGUGUUGGUGUUGUCGCUGGCAAUGGAGAUUUUGGUUCACCCACAGUAUCCAGUGCUCACACUAAUGCAACCAGCGAAGUUACUCAUCUUGGUGUUUUGGGCAGGGGAGUCAAGCGUGUGAACAUGAACGCUGAAAAUGUAGAAUCAAGCGCUAGUAAACGUGUUGAUGUUAAACCUGACACAGGUGACAGUGGUGCUUGACCGGCUUCAGUCCCUUCAGAUAUCACUGCAAUAGGAUGGAUUAGAUACUUGUGAACUUCUCUCGCCCUAAUUGAACGGUGUUCUUCAUGCUUGUAUGACAUGGAUCUUGGAUAGUAGUUUGGCUUUGAUUCCUGAAAAUAAUAUGUUUGAGUGCCGGUUAUGUUAAUGUAUGCUGUAGUUCUGCAGCCUGAGGGUGAGGGUUGCUGUGUUGGUCUGUUGUUUGUUGCCUUUAUCAACUUCUCAUGUGCCUUUCAUUAUAAGGAUGGGGGAAGACGGGACUGUAUUUAGCCCGUUUAGGAGGUAGCUAAAGGUGGUGUAUCGUAAUGUAAACCCCUUUGCAACGCACAAUUGAUAUAUUUAGAGCUAAUUAAAAGUGUUUGCGGAUA